Messenger RNA from Scedosporium apiospermum, 1896 nucleotides. RefSeq lists its product as uncharacterized. Gene Ontology annotation, molecular function: spindle pole body-nuclear membrane anchor activity. The record is from RefSeq and is a predicted model, not a curated record. Gene Ontology annotation, cellular component: nuclear pore transmembrane ring; spindle pole body. Lineage: Eukaryota; Fungi; Ascomycota; Sordariomycetes; Microascales; Microascaceae. The transcript is spliced from 3 exons. Gene Ontology annotation, biological process: nuclear pore organization; spindle pole body localization. The coding region runs from base 1 to 1896 and encodes 631 amino acids.
AUGGCAGCUCCAUCUGGUAGAAGAAGAGCUCCUUACAAGGACUUUCUACAGCCCGCUCUACACAGGAGAUUCGCCUCGACAGCGACCAUCCUUCUUGCCGUUUCCUAUGUUAUAUCUAUUCUCCUUUCCGACUACUCUUAUUUCUGGUCAUGGUUCCCCAUCGGACCGUCGGGGAUUCGAGCCCUUUCUAUCUUCGGCAGCGGCCUCGUCAUCCUUAUUCUCCGAAUCGCGCAAUAUCAUGUUGACGUCCGUACCUCAAAUUCCGCAUUUGCCACUUUUACACAGGACCUAGCACGAGCCGAAACAUACGAAGCUUUCGGUUCUUACUUUAUUUCCAGCCUCUUCUUCUCUAUCAUAUUCCUUCACGCCUACUCGGAUGACUCGGCGAUGCAUUGGAUCGUCUACCGAAAUGGGGAUAGGCCGAGAUUGAAUGAGAGGCCUCUUUUCUUGGCGUUCUACUUUAUCUCGUGCGGCAUAGUCCAAGCCGCCGUUCAUAUCUGCAAGGACCAGGACAAGUUGACUCUUGGAGGCUCGAAUGAGAAUGGGAAGAAGGAGGAGAAAGGCGCAAGCACUUUCAGCCGGGCGAUUCGAAAGUCACCGGAUAUUAUGUCCGAGGCCGCUUCUAGGGCAGUGAUUGCCCUGAUUACCCAUCUACUAUUCUAUUUUGUUGUUUUGCGCUCGUUCGCAUGGCCCUGGGCCUUGUUCUUCUUCCGACUGUUCUACAACUUGCCCAAGACGAAUAUGCUGCCUCCGUCGACUCCUGCAACUUUCCACACCCUCAAAAUUAGUAUUUUCGGCGGAUUCUUUCUUUUUGUCCUCUGGCAAGCGGGUAAUGCAGCGUUCUCAGCCUUUAUGGCUAAGGAACCUCUCAAGAAUGGCAAGCCAUUGACCGCGGAAUCUAAGGACCCCAAUGGCAGCUUGCUCAACGGCUUGAAAAGCAAGAAGACCCCGGUCAGGGCUUAUGCCAUGUGGGAGCUUUCUUAUAUCGCCAGAGAUUUCCCGAAUCGCCGCAAGGCUAUCUUUGAAGACAUUGACCGGAAGGACGGCCCAAUGUGGUCGCAAGUCUACUCCAUCUGCCUCGAACUCGUAAAGUCGAUUGCAACGAGGGUGGAUGAGCACGGAAAGCAGCCGGCCGCUCCUCAGCCCGAGACGAAGCCGAACGAACCGAAAGCGCGAACCACCGCACCGCCCAGGGAUGAGGCCAUCUUCAAGCAUCAACCGUCUACGAAAUCGAUGCGAGGGGAGGUGGAAAACGCCAUCGAUCACAUCGCAAGAUCUCCCGGGAAGACGCCCAUGUCCCAGCUGAGCCCGGUCGCCAAGAAGACCUGGAAGAAGGCUAAGGACUCGGUGCUCACCCAGGACCAGCAGGAAGCAUUACGGCCCGACCAUGUGGUGGGGCAAUUUAGACAGGUCAUCUUGAGGAUUCUCCAAAACGACAAGAUUGGCCCUAUUUUCCGACAUGAGUACAGACGCGGCUUGGCGGCUGCCGUUCUAGGUACGCCGUCUGCCGAGCUUGCUCUCUACGUCAACGCCGUCGAGGUACUAGGCCUGCUGGCGGUAAAUAGUCUAGGGGAGGAUAAGUUUGGAAACGUCCACCGAGACGUGCCGACUAUUAUUCGGACGUUUACAAGCACCAUUAGGAAGCUUGAUGCCUUCACGGCUAGCUUUCCGGUGCACUGGACCGAUGUCGAGGCAAAGAAAGAGUGUCCAGAGGUGGAUGCCUUACUAGAUGCGCUAAGAUCGGCGCUUGGCAAGCUCAUCACUUCUUUUGAGCCCUUUAGAAAUGAUCUACGAUUAACCUUAACUGAUCUACGCCUUGCGAAAGAGGCGGCAGGUGUGACGGAGAGCGCGGAUGAUGCGAGGGAACCCGAUAUGGCUGAGAUUAGGCGGCGAUGA